AUGAGCCUCCAAGACUCUAUGGCACUCGUUUGUGGUGUCAACCUGAUUUUGACGACUACGAUGACGCUUCGUUUCCACGUUGCCGGUAUGUUAUCAGAUCAAUAUCGUUGCAAGACUUUCGACUUUGGUGCUGAUGGUUACGUUCGGAGUGAAGCGUGUAAUGUCUUACUAUUUCAGUUCGGUGAUUCCGCUCACUAUCGUGAUGAAAUCCUCUGUCAUCGCAUUCAAAUGGCGUGUAAGGUGAACCAAGAUGGCACUUCGAGUGGCUUGACAGCACCAAACGGAGCAUCACAGCGUAUACUCAUGAGCGCUCUUAUAGACGACGCAUUUAAUUUCUCGAAGUGCGAUACAAUCACUUUAUACACACAUGGGACCGGUACUCCCCUUGGCGAUCCAAUCGAGGUAUUUGCUGCAGACUCUGCUCUGAGUAAACUGCCUCUGAUCAAAACCUAUUUAGCAGAGAAAUCCAUGCGUGGCCAUACAGAGCCCGCGUCUGGAUUGUGCAGCUCGAUACUUGCCUUUGUUUCGGGAUAUCAGAAUAACUUGCACGGCCAGCCUCAUUUGAAGGCCGUGAAUAAACACAUUUACAACUCCCUGGAAAGGAGUUUACUUCCGCGUUCAUGUUCUGGCUUCAUGUCGUGCUCUUCUUCAACGAUCGCAACAGUUAGUUCAUUCGCGUUCCAGGGCACAAAUGCGAUGGCGACCAUGAUUCAUCACGUUGUUAAGGCGACAAUACCUGUGCAGCUUAGAACAAUGCGUGCCUGGAUCAAGUUGCACACAGAGCGCACUGUUCGAGCUGAUAUUGUUUUCUCUGGACGUCUUAAUGCAAAGUAUCUCAACAGAAUUCUACAUAUCUUACCUACUACUGGUAAUUCGGCGCUGUACCUAUGCUUGGAUCAUCGCAUAUCAAGUUCAAGUAUUCUGCCUGCCACAGCUCAUCUCGAGCUUCAAUCUGAUCUAGUCAAAUAUGUGGAUUCAAGUGCUUCACCAAAUCUUCUGUCAAACAUCGCAUUUAUGCUUCCUUUAGAAUUGAAGAUGGCUGAUGAAAUCAUCACUGAAAUUACUUCAGGUGGUAUUCUGAAAGUAGGACAUGAAAUUUCUACUCCGAGGCCGAACAAUAUUCGACAUUGCAGUAUUGGUCACCUACGCUUCUCAAGUAAACAAUACUGUCACGAGCAGAAGCACUUUCACGCAUUACUAGACCAAUUUGCACAAGGAAUUGAAGCCCUGACUGCAACUAUUGUCGCGAAAUCAUCACUUGUUCAGUUUCAAAGAGCAAAUCACGCGUGUGUUAUAGAUGCCAGUUUCCAGUGCUCAGUGUACGUGAUGAGUCCGCCAACAUGUGUAGCUAACCCCAGAGAGCAUGCUUCCAACGCAACAAGUUGCACAUUGCCGGCGCUUAUUGUGAACACUAGCGUAUCAAAGUAUGCAACUACAGCAUCAACAACAAAGCGAACCAAGCUACGAAUGCUAAAUGCGUCACCUUGUGUGGUGGAAACAAAUAACAUAGUUGAAACCCCAUCUCCACACGGUCUACAGGUGAAAACGAACGUAAAUCGACUGAUUUGCAAAACGACACAUAGCACAACGAAGUGCCUGAAAACAGUCGCUACAAGUGCACAAGCUGCAAGAGUAGUUUAUCACACAGUAACUCAACGUAAAAUAGCACAUACAUUUGAGUCGGUACGUCUGGGUAAUGAAACAGCUUGUCAAACAUGGGACACUAGAGAAAUGUUGUGGCCGAAGGUGAAAGCAAAUGUGGCUAGUCUCUGGGCCGUCGCCUUGCUCCAGGGCCCCGGCGCUCGUUCGCAUGUCGCAGGUGCGCAUGUACGAGCUAGUGGCCACGCGCAGGAAAAAGCGGCAUACGCGUCCACACGAGUCACGCGCGCCGCGCUGUGCCGUGUUUUGGGAAGCGCCGUGCGUGCCGUCGUACAGUCCUCCGUGCAAGAGCGCGGUGAUUCCACGCCUUUGAGCGUAACGAGCGUCUCACACAUCGCACCCGAAGGUGUGCUACGUGCGAGCGCCGCGGGAGUGUCCGAUGCCGGAGCGCUCUGCGUGGAGCGGCUGCUUCCAGCGUUUGGAUCUCGAACGCUCGCCGCAGCAAAGCGCAGCGCCAAGUGGACGUGCGCGACUCUGCCCACGCCUGUGGCCUCGAGUGUGUUUGUCACGGGCGGCCUUGGCGCUCUUGGCCAGACAUCAGCGGCGUGGUACGCGCAUCGCGGUGUCCGACACGCCUACUUAACGGGUCGUCGUGGUCGAGGGGAGUCGCCGCUGCUACGCUGGGCGUCUGGUGGACAACCACAACUGGGCGCGUUACAUAUAAUCCGCGUCGAUGCGUGCGCGAGCGAUGAGGUAUCGUACGGUGGCGAGUACGCGUACGCACGUACGCACGCGUGCGGUGUCCUACACGCCGGCGGCGUUCUGCGAGACGCCUUGACCGCGCGCCAGUCUGCGUCAGCGCAUCGACACGUCUGGUCCUCCAAAGUGGCUUCAGCGCACGCGCUACUUGACUACUGCGUGAGCGGUGCACGUGGCGCACACCACACGGCGCUGUUCUCAUCGGUGGCAUCCUUGCUCGGAAAUCCAGGUCAGUGCAACUACAGCGCGGCGAAUGGCGCGCUGGAUGCCACAGCCGCGCGCGAAUGGCGCCGAGGAACCGCCGUGCGUGCUGUUCAGUGGGGUGCGUGGGAUGGCGCGGGGAUGGCGCUCUCGAACCCCGCCGUGCUCGGACAUGCACGUGCGUCUGGGAUCGGCGUGCUUGAUCCACGCGCGGGACUUGCAGCCGUGCGCGUCGCUCUGCACGAGUCGAUGACAACGACCCAAUGGUGGGCCACUGGUGCUGUGUUGGCUGUUGUUCCAUUCCAGUGGACUGUGCUCUCGAAGACGCACAAUCACACGAGCGCGCUGGUUGCAGAAUACCGUACAAAGCCAGCGGCGAGCACAGAUGUGCGAGCAACAGUCAGCCAGAAAGGUGCCACAGGCGCGCGUCCGGCGUCCGACGAGAGCGUACGCCAGCUCGUUACAUCCGCCGUGGCGCGUGCCCUGGGCAGGGAUGUGUCCUCGGACGCGUCACUCAUGGAAGAAGGUCUCGACUCGCUCGCCGCCGUGGAGCUCGGUGGCGCGUUGCAGAGAGACACAGGCGUCACGAUGCCAGCUACGUUGGCAUUUGACUACCCGACAAUAACAGCCAUAGUGGUAUAUUUGAAGACAGUCAUGGUCAACACGGCGGGCUCAACCACGCCAUCGCCAUCAGAUCGGUUGGGCGCUCAUGCAAAUAACGCCGAAGAUGUGCACGCGAUGGAAGACCAGACGGCGGACUUCGCUGCAAAGAGUGUUGUUGUGCCUCCGUGUUCGAUAGACGCAGAUUUCACACCAGUUGUCACCGCUAUACGCGCAAGUACACACCGCUCCGGUCUCACCGAGAUAGCACCUGCGUCGUUGCCACGUGCGGGUCUUAUGUUUUCUUCUUUCGUUGCACGUUCGAUGAGUCCGAGACUUCGUGCAACCGAGAGCUACGCAGAAGUAUCAGGUACAUACGCGACGAGAGCAGAUCGUACCGUUUCCGUCUCGAAAUAUCUACCACGCGACAUGAACGUACCAUCAUCACAGGCAGUUGCCGCCAUCACAAUCAACAUAACGGGUGCUGCUUUGAGUAAAGUAGUGAACGAAGCGGGCGCAUUAUGUCUCAACGAGCUCCAACAUAUAUCCAUGCCGACGCUCAAUCAGUCGAGCACGCCAGCUAUCGAGUUCGGCUCGCGAUAUCUUGUUCAUUUUGCGUACUUUAUUGCAAGAGAUGCGUUUGAUCACGAAGCAUUCGCGAUAAUCAGGCGUGAGGCACAAUUGAUGGACCCGCAGCAGCGUGUGCUCCUGGAGAAUGCAUUCGCUGCAGUGCGGACGCCGACACGUGAGGCGUCAACGCACCAAUCAACAGCCGUGGCAGUGGGUGCUUGGACAUCACAAUACGCUGACUUGUGCCGAGUCUACAUGCCGGCACCAGGACCAUACUCAGCAGUUUCGUCACUUUUAAGCGUGCUUUGCGGUCGCGUGUCAUACACAUUCGGUCUUCGAGGGCCGUCCGUAUGCGUGGAUACGGCGUGUUCGUCAUCGCUCGUCGCUGCACACACUGCGAGCGCGUACUUGCGUGGCCGAGAGUGCGAUGAUGCCCUCGUCGCUGGCGUGAGCGUGAAUGUGGGUGUGGGGACGUUCCGUGUGGCCGCGGCGGCCAGCAUGCUCUCGUACGACGGUCGAUGCAAGACUCUAGAUGCGAGUGCAGACGGAUACGCCAAGGGUGAGUGUUGCGUAGUCCUUCGCGUGACAUCGAAUACGUCUCUUGACGUGGACGCUCUCGCACGCGAUGCGAACGAUCCAUCUCCCACCCAUAUCGCCCUGGCGCAACUCGAGCACACGGGCGUGAACCAAGACGGCCGAUCGAGCUCGCUCACCGCUCCAAACGGGCCGUCACAGCAAGCACUCAUGGCCGACGUGCUUGUUCGCGCUGGUCUGCACGCGCACACGAUCGGCCGGCUGGAAAUGCACGGCACUGGUACGUCGCUCGGCGACCCCAUUGAAGUCGGCGCCGCUCUUGAGGUUCUGGCGUCGCCGUCGAUGGAGUCCCAGCCCUCGAGCGCUCGAGCGCUCACGUUUGAAGGCGCUAAGCCUCGCGUUGGUCACUGCGAACCAGGAGCAGGCGUCGUUGGGCUGCUGUUCGCGACAGCACAUGUAACGACGCGCGCCACAGCGGCGCUGGUCCAUUUGCGCCAGCUCAAUCCUCACGUGGAGGCCGCCGCUCGCCGCCACGCGCAGUCCCAAGGGGCGAGACAUCUGGUACUUCCGCGACAAGGCAUGUCGCGUCCACUUCACAGCGCAUCUACGGCAUCGGCUGCGAACGAUGCGACAGCAUGCGUGCGGCGUUCCGGCGUGAGUGGCUUCGCCUUCCAAGGCACAAACGCGCACGCCAUCGUGACUCAAGGACCGGUCGCGAGCCACAAUAUUCUACAUGGGCACACCACUCAGAGCAACACGACUUUACGUGCGUGGGAGCGUCAUCGACACUGGUGCGCUCCCGAGAGCCACUGUCUUGUUGCCUCGAUCCAUGGCCUGCGGCACGCUGGUUUCCCGACAGUGCUCGCGCGCUCAUGCGUGCGCCUUGGCAAAAGUGUAGCUCUCAAUGGCAUGCUCGACCACGCCGUUGGCUUGAAGCGUUUGCUUCCAGGGACCGCGCACCUUGAGCUGUGUCGCGCCAUGGGUGAGGCGCUCGUGGAGCGCCCGCAUGCACACAUGGCGCUGUCGAGUGUAUCAUUCGUCGCUCCUCUCGAGCUGCACACAUCAGCAUUGGAGGUUCUCUGCGACGUCACGCCUGUGGGCGUGGCGCGCGUUAGCGUCGGCGCGUCCACGGCCUCGUCGACGGGUUCGCGUCUUCGAGCCGUGCCCAGCGCCCGCAGCACAUCCAGGAUCGUCCGAGCUCCUGCACACCGAGCGGCCGAGACAGCGUCCGCGCGCGCAGCUCUCAUCUCCGCCGCCGUUCAUCGCCUGCGCUGGUCACACUCAACACCCAGACAAGACGCGCGCUCGGCUCGUUGGGCGUACGGUACCGUGCGCGCGCAGCCGACGUCGACGUUACCGGAAGCGUAUCACGCAUCGCCUGCUGCGCUCGACGCCGCGCUUCACGCGCUCAGCGCGUGUACGCCGUCGGCGGGUCGAGGAGUGUCGGACGCGAGCCCGUUUGUCCCAGCGACCAUCGGCGGUGUCCGCGCGCACGGCGUCCCAUCAAUCAUCCACAGUGCGCGCUUCGCUCUCGUCGGCACCACGCACGUCGAUGACGCGCCGCAUCGCACCACACGACGCUCGCACCAUCACCUCUGGGACACGUCGACUCCUACUGCGCAUCAUAGAUGCUGUGGGGUCCGAGAUCUGGCUGCGCGGCGGCUUGGCGGCGUCGGCGUGCCCAAUUUGCAGCAUCGCGGACACCCACGUGCAUCGUCGUCGCAAGCCGCCAUCGCCCCUCGUGUACUGUACGGGAUCGUGCGACAGUAUGCGCGAUACGAUGCCGCGACGCGCGCUGCUUCACGCGCAAAAGUCGAGUCAGGUCGCCGUGCAAGUUGGGCGCAUCAUCGGCAAGGCGGUCGCAGCGAUGGCUCCAUGCUUCCAUCCACGCAACCCAACGCGUGCGCCAGUCUCUGGGCCGUCGCCUUGCUCCAGGGCCCCGGCGCUCGUUCGCAUGUCGCAGGUGCGCAUGUACGAGCUAGUGGCCACGCGCAGGAAAAAGCGGCAUACGCGUCCACACGAGUCACGCGCGCCGCGCUGUGCCGUGUUUUGGGAAGCGCCGUGCGUGCCGUCGUACAGUCCUCCGUGCAAGAGCGCGGUGAUUCCACGCCUUUGAGCGUAACGAGCGUCUCACACAUCGCACCCGAAGGUGUGCUACGUGCGAGCGCCGCGGGAGUGUCCGAUGCCGGAGCGCUCUGCGUGGAGCGGCUGCUUCCAGCGUUUGGAUCUCGAACGCUCGCCGCAGCAAAGCGCAGCGCCAAGUGGACGUGCGCGACUCUGCCCACGCCUGUGGCCUCGAGUGUGUUUGUCACGGGCGGCCUUGGCGCUCUUGGCCAGACAUCAGCGGCGUGGUACGCGCAUCGCGGUGUCCGACACGCCUACUUAACGGGUCGUCGUGGUCGAGGGGAGUCGCCGCUGCUACGCUGGGCGUCUGGUGGACAACCACAACUGGGCGCGUUACAUAUCAUCCGCGUCGAUGCGUGCGCGAGUGAUGAGGUAUCGUACGGUGGCGAGUACGCGUACGCACGUACGCACGCGUGCGGUGUCCUACACGCCGGCGGCGUUCUGCGAGACGCCUUGACCGCGCGCCAGUCUGCGUCAGCGCAUCGACACGUCUGGUCCUCCAAAGUGGCUUCAGCGCACGCGCUACUUGACUACUGCGUGAGCGGUGCACGUGGCGCACACCACACGGCGCUGUUCUCAUCGGUGGCAUCCUUGCUCGGCAGUCCAGGUCAGUGCAACUACAGCGCGGCGAAUGGCGCGCUGGAUGCCACAGCCGCGCGCGAAUGGCGCCGAGGAACCGCCGUGCGUGCUGUUCAGUGGGGCGCGUGGGAUGGCGCGGGGAUGGCGCUCUCGAACCCCGCCGUGCUCGGACAUGCACGUGCGUCUGGGAUCGGCGUGCUUGAUCCACGCGCGGGACUUGCAGCCGUGCGCGUCGCUCUGCACGAGUCGAUGACAACGACCCAAUGGUGGGCCACUGGUGCUGUGUUGGCUGUUGUUCCAUUCCAGUGGACUGUGCUCUCGAAGACGCACAAUCACACGAGCGCGCUGGUUGCAGAAUACCGUACAAAGCCAGCGGCGAGUACAGAUGUGCGAGCAACAGUCAGCCAGAAAGGUGCCACGGGCGCGCGUCCGGCGUCCGACGAGAGCGUACGCCAGCUCGUUACAUCCGCCGUGGCGCGUGCCCUGGGCAGGGAUGUGUCCUCGGACGCGUCACUCAUGGAAGAAGGUCUCGACUCGCUCGCCGCCGUGGAGCUCGGUGGCGCGUUGCAGAGAGACACAGGCGUCACGAUGCCAGCUACGUUGGCAUUUGACUACCCGACAAUAACAGCCAUAGUGGGAUAUUUGAAGACAGUCAUGGUCAACACGGCGGGCUCAACCACGCCAUCGCCAUCGGAUCGGAUGGGCGCUCAUGCAAAUAACGCCAAAGACGUGCGCACACGAACGCUGGCGCGAGGUAGAGUCCACACUAAGACUAUGCACCCACACGCUCGAGGCUCGUACAUGGACGAACACGUGCACCAACAGAUGACAUACGUGCGCGUUGGUCUGACGUCCUCGUCUUCAGCGGAGAGGUACAUUGCAGAUGACGCCGUAGGACGGUCAUUUGACCUGUGCACGGUGAUGCCUCGCGCACGAUUGGAUCCUGACGAGGCAUAUCCAGAAGAACGUGAGCCAUUUGUCGUGCGUCACACACCAAUCCUCCUGCGCAUUGAGGACAUGGACCACGGCAUGCUUGGUAUUCAUCACCGCGAGGCACAAUUGAUGGACCCGCAGCAGCGUGUGCUCCUGGAGAAUGCAUUCGCUGCAGUGCGGACGCCGACACGUGAGGCGUCAACGCACCAAUCAACAGCCGUGGCAGUGGGUGCUUGGGCAUCACAAUACGCCGACUUGUGCCGAGUCUACAUGCCGGCACCAGGACCAUACUCAGGCGUCGCUUCUGCAUUGAGCGUGCUUUGCGGUCGCGUGUCGUACACAUUCGGUCUUCGAGGGCCGUCCGUAUGCGUGGAUACGGCGUGUUCGUCAUCGCUCGUCGCUGCACACACUGCGAGCGCGUACUUGCGUGGCCGAGAGUGCGAUGAUGCCCUCGUCGCUGGCGUGAGCGUGAAUGUGGGUGUGGGGACGUUCCGCGUGGGCGCGGCGGCCAGCAUGCUCUCGUACGACGGUCGAUGCAAGACUCUAGAUGCGAGUGCAGACGGAUACGCCAAGGGUGAGUGUUGCGUAGUCCUUCGCGUGACAUCGAAUACGUCUCUUGACGUGGACGCUCUCGCGCGCGAUGCGAACGAUCCAUCACCCACCCAUAUCGCCCUGGCGCAACUCGAGCACACGGGCGUGAACCAAGACGGCCGAUCGAGCUCGCUCACCGCUCCAAACGGGCCGUCACAGCAAGCACUCAUGGCCGACGUGCUUGUUGGCGCUGGUCUGCACGCGCGCACGAUCGGCCGGCUGGAAAUGCACGGCACUGGUACGUCGCUCGGCGACCCCAUUGAGGUCGGCGCCGCUCUUGAGGUUCUGGCGUCGCCGUCGAUGGAGUCCCAGCCCUCGAGCGCUCGAGCGCUCACGUUUGAAGGCGCUAAGCCUCGCGUUGGUCACUGCGAACCAGGAGCAGGCGUCGUUGGGCUGCUGUUCGCGACAGCACAUGUAACGACGCGCGCCACAGCGGCGCUGGUCCAUUUGCGCCAGCUCAAUCCUCACGUGGAGGCCGCCGCUCGCCGCCACGCGCAGUCCCAAGGGGCGAGACAUCUGGUACUUCCGCGACAAGGCAUGUCGCGUCCACUUCACAGCGCAUCUACGGCAUCGGCUGCGAACGAUGCGACAGCAUGCGUGCGGCGUUCCGGCGUGAGUGGCUUCGCCUUCCAAGGCACAAACGCGCACGCCAUCGUGACUCAAGGACCGGUCGCGAGCCACAAUAUUCUACAUGGGCACACCACUCAGAGCAACACGACUUUACGUGCGUGGGAGCGUCAUCGACACUGGUGCGCUCCCGAGAGCCACUGUCUUGUUGCCUCGAUCCAUGGCCUGCGGCACGCUGGUUUCCCGACAGUGCUCGCGCGCUCAUGCGUGCGCCUUGGCAAAAGUGUAGCUCUCAAUGGCAUGCUCGACCACGCCGUUGGCUUGAAGCGUUUGCUUCCAGGGACCGCGCACCUUGAGCUGUGUCGCGCCAUGGGUGAGGCGCUCGUGGAGCGCCCGCAUGCACACAUGGCGCUGUCGAGUGUAUCAUUCGUCGCUCCUCUCGAGCUGCACACAUCAGCAUUGGAGGUUCUCUGCGACGUCACGCCUGUAGGCGUGGCGCGCGUUAGCGUCGGCGCGUCCACGGCCUCGUCGACGGGUUCGCGUCUUCAAGCCGUGCCCAGCGCCCGCAGCACAUCCAGGAUCGUCCGAGCUCCUGCACACCGAGCGGCCGAGACAGCGUCCGCGCGCGCAGCUCUCAUCUCCGCCGCCGUUCAUCGCCUGCGCUGGUCACACUCAACACCCAGACAAGACGCCCGCUCGGCUCGUUGGGCGUACGGUACCGUGCGCGCGCAGCCGACGUCGACGUUACCGGAAGCGUAUCACGCAUCGCCUGCUGCGCUCGACGCCGCGCUUCACGCGCUCAGCGCGUGUACGCCGUCGGCGGGUCGAGGAGUGUCGGACGCGAGCCCGUUUGUCCCAGCGACCAUCGGCGGUGUCCGCGCGCACGGCGUCCCAUCAAUCAUCCACAGUGCGCGCUUCGCUCUCGUCGGCACCACGCACGUCGAUGACGCGCCGCAUCGCACCACACGACGCUCGCACCAUCACCUCUGGGACACGUCGACUCCUACUGCGCAUCAUAGAUGCUGUGGGGUUCGAGAUCUGGCUGCGCGGCGGCUUGGCGGCGUCGGCGUGCCCAAUUUGCAGCAUCGCGGACACCCACGUGCAUCGUCGUCGCAAGCCGCCAUCGCCCCUCGUGUACUGUACGGGAUCGUGCGACAGUAUGCGCGAUACGAUGCCGCGACGCGCGCUGCUUCACGCGCAAAAGUCGAGUCAGGUCGCCGUGCAAGUUGGGCGCAUCAUCGGCGAGGCGGUCGCGGCGAUGGCUCCAUGCUGCCAUCCACGCAACCCAACGCGUGCGCCAGUCUCUGGGCCGUCGCCUUGCUCCAGGGCCCCGGCGCUCGUUCGCAUGUCGCAGGUGCGCAUGUACGAGCUAGUGGCCACGCGCAGGAAAAAGCGGCAUACGCGUCCACACGAGUCACGCGCGCCGCGCUGUGCCGUGUUUUGGGAAGCGCCGUGCGUGCCGUCGUACAGUCCUCCGUGCAAGAGCGCGGUGAUUCCACGCCUUUGAGCGUAACGAGCGUCUCACACAUCGCACCCGAAGGUGUGCUACGUGCGAGCGCCGCGGGAGUGUCCGAUGCCGGAGCGCUCUGCGUGGAGCGGCUGCUUCCAGCGUUUGGAUCUCGAACGCUCGCCGCAGCAAAGCGCAGCGCCAAGUGGACGUGCGCGACUCUGCCCACGCCUGUGGCCUCGAGUGUGUUUGUCACGGGCGGCCUUGGCGCUCUUGGCCAGACAUCAGCGGCGUGGUACGCGCAUCGCGGUGUCCGACACGCCUACUUAACGGGUCGUCGUGGUCGAGGGGAGUCGCCGCUGCUACGCUGGGCGUCUGGUGGACAACCACAACUGGGCGCGUUACAUAUAAUCCGCGUCGAUGCGUGCGCGAGCGAUGAGGUAUCGUACGGUGGCGAGUACGCGUACGCACGUACGCACGCGUGCGGUGUCCUACACGCCGGCGGCGUUCUGCGAGACGCCUUGACCGCGCGCCAGUCUGCGUCAGCGCAUCGACACGUCUGGUCCUCCAAAGUGGCUUCAGCGCACGCGCUACUUGACUACUGCGUGAGCGGUGCACGUGGCGGACACCACACGGCGCUGUUCUCAUCGGUGGCAUCCUUGCUCGGCAGUCCAGGUCAGUGCAACUACAGCGCGGCGAAUGGCGCGCUGGAUGCCACAGCCGCGCGCGAAUGGCGCCGAGGAACCGCCGUGCGUGCUGUUCAGUGGGGUGCGUGGGAUGGCGCGGGGAUGGCGCUCUCGAACCCCGCCGUGCUCGGACAUGCACGUGCGUCUGGGAUCGGCGUGCUUGAUCCACGCGCGGGACUUGCAGCCGUGCGCGUCGCUCUGCACGAGUCGAUGACAACGACCCAAUGGUGGGCCACUGGUGCUGUGUUGGCUGUUGUUCCAUUCCAGUGGACUGUGCUCUCGAAGACGCACAAUCACACGAGCGCGCUGGUUGCAGAGUACCGUACAAAGCCAGCGGCGAGCACAGAUGUGCGAGCAACAGUCAGCCAGAAAGGUGCCACAGGCGCGCGUCCGGCGUCCGACGAGAGCGUACGCCAGCUCGUUACAUCUGCCGUGGCGCGUGCCCUGGGCAGGGAUGUGUCCUCGGACGCGUCACUCAUGGAAGAAGGUCUCGACUCGCUCGCCGCCGUGGAGCUCGGUGGCGCGUUGCAGAGAGACACAGGCGUCACGAUGCCAGCUACGUUGGCAUUUGACUACCCGACAAUAACAGCCAUAGUGGGAUAUUUGAAGACAGUCAUGGUCAACACGGCGGGCUCAACCACGCCAUCGCCAUCAGAUCGGUUGGGCGCUCAUGCAAAUAACGCCGAAGAUGUGCACGCGAUGGAAGACCAGACGGCGGACUUCGCUGCAAAGAGUGUUGUUGUGCCUCCGUGUUCGAUAGACGCAGAUUUCACACCAGUUGUCACCGCUAUACGCGCAAGUACACACCGCUCCGGUCUCACCGAGAUAGCACCUGCGUCGUUGCCACGUGCGGGUCUUAUGUUUUCUUCUUUCGUUGCACGUUCGAUGAGUCCGAGACUUCGUGCAACCGAGAGCUACGCAGACGUAUCAGGUACAUACGCGACGAGAGCAGAUCGUACCGUUUCCGUCUCGAAAUAUCUACCACGCGACAUGAACGUACCAUCAUCACAGGCAGUUGCCGCCAUCACAAUCAACAUAACGGGUGCUGCUUUGAGUAAAGUAGUGAACGAAGCGGGCGCAUUAUGUCUCAACGAGCUCCAACAUAUAUCCAUGCCGACGCUCAAUCAGUCGAGCACGCCAGCUAUCGAGUUCGGCUCGCGAUAUCUUGUUCAUUUUGCGUACUUUAUUGCAAGAGAUGCGUUUGAUCACGAAGCAUUCGCGAUAAUCAGGCGUGAGGCACAAUUGAUGGACCCGCAGCAGCGUGUGCUCCUGGAGAAUGCAUUCGCUGCAGUGCGGACGCCGACACGUGAGGCGUCAACGCACCAAUCAACAGCCGUGGCAGUGGGUGCUUGGACAUCACAAUACGCCGACUUGUGCCGAGUCUACAUGCCGGCACCAGGACCAUACUCAGCAGUUUCGUCACUUUUAAGCGUGCUUUGCGGUCGCGUGUCGUACACAUUCGGUCUUCGAGGGCCGUCCGUAUGCGUGGAUACGGCGUGUUCGUCAUCGCUCGUCGCUGCACACACUGCGAGCGCGUACUUGCGUGGCCGAGAGUGCGAUGAUGCCCUCGUCGCUGGCGUGAGCGUGAAUGUGGGUGUGGGGACGUUCCGCGUGGGCGCGGCGGCCAGCAUGCUCUCGUACGACGGUCGAUGCAAGACUCUAGAUGCGAGUGCAGACGGAUACGCCAAGGGUGAGUGUUGCGUAGUCCUUCGCGUGACAUCGAAUACGUCUCUUGACGUGGACGCUCUCGCACGCGAUGCGAACGAUCCAUCACCCACCCAUAUCGCCCUGGCGCAACUCGAGCACACGGGCGUGAACCAAGACGGCCGAUCGAGCUCGCUCACCGCUCCAAACGGGCCGUCACAGCAAGCACUCAUGGCCGACGUGCUUGUUGGCGCUGGUCUGCACGCGCGCACGAUCGGCCGGCUGGAAAUGCACGGCACUGGUACGUCGCUCGUAUCGUACGGUGGCGAGUACGCGAUCGCACGAUCGCACGCGUGCGGUGUCCUACACGCCGGCGGCGUUCUGCGAGACGCCUUGACCGCGCGCCAGUCUGCGUCAGCGCAUCGACACGUCUGGUCCUCCAAAGUGGCUUCAGCGCACGCGCUACUUGACUACUGCGUGAGCGGUGCACGUGGCGCACACCACACGGCGCUGUUCUCAUCGGUGGCAUCCUUGCUCGGCAGUCCAGGUCAGUGCAACUACAGCGCGGCGAAUGGCGCGCUGGAUGCCACAGCCGCGCGCGAAUGGCGCCGAGGAACCGCCGUGCGUGCUGUUCAGUGGGGUGCGUGGGAUGGCGCGGGGAUGGCGCUCUCGAACCCCGCCGUGCUCGGACAUGCACGUGCGUCUGGGAUCGGCGUGCUUGAUCCACGCGCGGGACUUGCAGCCGUGCGCGUCGCUCUGCACGAGUCGAUGAUAACGACCCAAUGGUGGGCCACUGGUGCUGUGUUGGCUGUUGUUCCAUUCCAGUGGACUGUGCUCUCGAAGACGCACAAUCACACGAGCGCGCUGGUUGCAGAAUACCGUACAAAGCCAGCGGCGAGUACAGAUGUGCGAGCAACAGUCAGCCAGAAAGGUGCCACGGGCGCGCGUCCGGCGUCCGACGAGAGCGCACGCCAGCUGGUUACAUCUGCCGUGGCGCGUGCCCUGGGCAGGGAUGUGUCCUCGGACGCGUCACUCAUGGAAGAAGGUCUCGACUCGCUCGCCGCCGUGGAGCUCGGUGGCACGUUGCAGAGAGACACAGGCGUCACGAUGCCAGCUACGUUGGCAUUUGACUACCCGACAAUAACAGCCAUAGUGGGAUAUUUGAAGACAGUCAUGGUCAACACGGCGGGCUCAACCACGCCAUCGCCAUCGGAUCGGAUGGGCGCUCAUGCAAAUAACGCCGAAGAUGUGCGCACACGAACGCUGGCGCGAGGUAGAGUCCACACUAAGAAUAUGCACCCACACGCUCGAGGCUCGUACAUGGACGAACACGUGCACCAACAGAUGACAUACGUGCGCGUUGGUCUGACGUCCUCGUCUUCAGCGGAGAGGUACAUCGCAGAUGACGCCGUAGGACAGUCAUUUGACCUGUGCACGGUGAUGCCUCGCGCACGAUUGGAUCCUGACGAGGCAUAUCCAGAAGAACGUGAGCCAUUUGUCGUGCGUCACACACCAAUCCUCCUGCGCAUUGAGGACAUGGACCACGGCAUGCUUGGUAUUCAUCACCGCGAGGCACAAUUGAUGGACCCGCAGCAGCGUGUGCUCCUGGAGAAUGCAUUCGCUGCAGUGCGGACGCCGACACGUGAGGCGUCAACGCACCAAUCAACAGCCGUGGCGGUGGGUGCUUGGGCAUCACAAUACGCCGACUUGUGCCGAGUCUACAUGCCGGCACCAGGACCAUACUCAGGCGUCGCUUCUGCAUUGAGCGUGCUUUGCGGUCGCGUGUCGUACACAUUCGGUCUUCGAGGGCCGUCCGUAUGCGUGGAUACGGCGUGUUCGUCAUCGCUCGUCGCUGCACACACUGCGAGCGCGUACUUGCGUGGCCGAGAGUGCGAUGAUGCCCUCGUCGCUGGCGUGAGCGUGAAUGUGGGUGUGGGGACGUUCCGCGUGGGCGCGGCGGCCAGCAUGCUCUCGUACGACGGUCGAUGCAAGACUCUAGAUGCGAGUGCAGACGGAUACGCCAAGGGUGAGUGUUGCGUAGUCCUUCGCGUGACAUCGAAUACGUCUCUUGACGUGGACGCUCUCGCGCGCGAUGCGAACGAUCCAUCACCCACCCAUAUCGCCCUGGCGCAACUCGAGCACACGGGCGUGAACCAAGACGGCCGAUCGAGCUCGCUCACCGCUCCAAACGGGCCGUCACAGCAAACACUCAUGGCCGACGUGCUUGUUCGCGCUGGUCUGCACGCGCGCACGAUCGGCCGGCUGGAAAUGCACGGCACUGGUACGUCGCUCGGCGACCCCAUUGAGGUCGGCGCCGCUCUUGAGGUUCUGGCGUCGCCGUCGAUGGAGUCCCAGCCCUCGAGCGCUCGAGCGCUCACGUUUGAAGGCGCUAAGCCUCGCGUUGGUCACUGCGAACCAGGAGCAGGCGUCGUUGGGCUGCUGUUCGCGACAGCACAUGUAACGACGCGCGCCACAGCGGCGCUGGUCCAUUUGCGCCAGCUCAAUCCUCACGUGGAGGCCGCCGCUCGCCGCCACGCGCAGUCCCAAGGGGCGAGACAUCUGGUACUUCCGCGACAAGGCAUGUCGCGUCCACUUGACAGCGCAUCUACGGCAUCGGCUGCGAACGAUGCGACAGCAUGCGUGCGGCGUUCCGGCGUGAGUGGCUUCGCCUUCCAAGGCACAAACGCGCACGCCAUCGUGACUCAAGGACCGGUCGCGAGCCACAAUAUUCUACAUGGGCACACCACUCAGAGCAACACGACUUUACGUGCGUGGGAGCGUCAUCGACACUGGUGCGCUCCCGAGAGCCACUGUCUUGUUGCCUCGGUCCAUGGCCUGCGGCACGCUGGUUUCCCGACAGUGCUCGCGCGCUCAUGCGUGCGCCUUGGCAAAAGUGUAGCUCUCAAUGGCAUGCUCGACCACGCCGUUGGCUUGAAGCGUUUGCUUCCAGGGACCGCGCACCUUGAGCUGUGUCGCGCCAUGGGUGAGGCGCUCGUGGAGCGCCCGCAUGCACACAUGGCGCUGUCGAGUGUAUCAUUCGUCGCUCCUCUCGAGCUGCACACAUCAGCAUUGGAGGUUCUCUGCGACGUCACGCCUGUAGGCGUGGCGCGCGUUAGCGUCGGCGCGUCCACGGCCUCGUCGACGGGUUCGCGUCUUCGAGCCGUGCCCAGCGCCCGCAGCACAUCCAGGAUCGUCCGAGCUCCUGCACACCGAGCGGCCGAGACAGCGUCCGCGCGCGCAGCUCUCAUCUCCGCCGCCGUUCAUCGCCUGCGCUGGUCACACUCAACACCCAGACAAGACGCCCGCUCGGCUCGUUGGGCGUACGGUACCGUGCGCGCGCAGCCGACGUCGACGUUACCGGAAGCGUAUCACGCAUCGCCUGCUGCGCUCGACGCCGCGCUUCACGCGCUCAGCGCGUGUACGCCGUCGGCGGGUCGAGGAGUGUCGGACGCGAGCCCGUUUGUCCCAGCGACCAUCGGCGGUGUCCGCGCGCACGGCGUCCCAUCAAUCAUCCACAGUGCGCGCUUCGCUCUCGUCGGCACCACGCACGUCGAUGACGCGCCGCAUCGCACCACACGACGCUCGCACCAUCACCUCUGGGAAAUGUGUCGUGAUGUCGUCCGUGGUGCCAUCGUACUGCAACUGCAUUCAAAGCGCGCAUCAUUUGAUUUAAGUCCACCCGUUGACACUUCUUCCAAGUUGAUGACGUGUUAUCCCCCACUACGUAACAAGAGAACAGUACAUGAUCCGUGGCCUGCUUUUUCAGGAGAUAGUUCUCAGAGCGUUGACACGAGCCAUAAAGAAUUUGAAAGAUGUAUCAUAAGUGACAUCGAGGUAGUAAUUAUUGAGAUUUUGUCAAACGUAGCGAAUGUACAACCGCAGCUGAACGAAACGCUUGCGAAUCAAGGUUUGGAUUCUUUAGCCAUCACACAAUUUUUUGUUGAGGUGCGUGAAAGAUACAAUUACGAUAUUCGCCGUGACCUCCAAGUUGAGGUUACAAUACGCGAAAUCAUACGUGACAUUGCUACUCAAAUAGAACAAACGAAGGCUUCUAUAAGUUGCAACGCGAUGCGUGAUCAGAAUCUUGUUGUAGGUAAUCGAUCUAUGAGGCUUCAGGGUAGAGAUUCAAUAUUCCUAUCGAAAAUUGGCAAGUUUGUCAAGCACCUUUUGCGGAUGGAGACUACCGCAAAGUUCGCAAGUAUAAUCGCGUUACUUGGGUUCAUUUUGACUGUGACUUGUGCUUCUAAGGCCGACUAA
Molecule: messenger RNA, 17091 nt
Organism: Ostreococcus tauri
Lineage: Eukaryota; Viridiplantae; Chlorophyta; Mamiellophyceae; Mamiellales; Bathycoccaceae
Product: Polyketide synthase, KR
Exons: 2
Coding region: 1-17091 (5696 amino acids)
Biological process (GO): fatty acid biosynthetic process
Molecular function (GO): fatty acid synthase activity; phosphopantetheine binding
Source: RefSeq, a predicted model, not a curated record